UCAACGCAAUGUGGUGUCCAGGUCCCCAGCAAUCUUGGUCAAAUAGUAUUUGCUUUUGUGGCGCUUCUUGUCGCUUACCUCAUGCCGCUAUGUACCAUGGCAUUCUGUUACGUAAAUAUCUUCAGUGCCGCCAGAAAACACGACAUUCGCUUAUCUCGGAUGUCCCUUACAAGUACCGACACCGGCAAAGGACUUUCCUCUCAAAAACAAGUCGCAGUCACCAUUUUCAUAAUGUUUAUUACUUUUAUCGUAUGCUGGACUCCUUACUUUGCCUACAUGACCUAUAUGACAGCACUCCAAAUCGAGACGACCGUAGAUGCAUCCAUUCAGAACUUUGGACUAGCCUCGUAUUUGUGCGCGUUUUUGAAUAGUUGUAUAAAUCCCUUCUUGUAUGGAUUAAGAAAUCCUCUCAUUAGACGAGAGCUGAAUGCUAAGGGUUGCCAAAGG
Messenger RNA from Porites lobata, 447 nucleotides. The record is from the annotation of a GenBank genome assembly. Lineage: Eukaryota; Metazoa; Cnidaria; Anthozoa; Scleractinia; Poritidae.